Messenger RNA from Prunus armeniaca (apricot), 3390 nucleotides. Lineage: Eukaryota; Viridiplantae; Streptophyta; Magnoliopsida; Rosales; Rosaceae. The record is from the annotation of a GenBank genome assembly.
AUGAGCAGGCCGGGUGGGGACAUCACGUGGCGGGGGCACAGACCGGGGGAGGGAAGAAAGACCGGGACACGCGGCAAACGGAGGGGGUUUUGGGUGGGGGGGGGGGAGCGGGGCUGCGCCGGGAGCGAAGGGAGCACUAAGUCAAAGGGGAGACUGGGGAACACAGACGGGGAUUCAGCUAGGGGAGAAAGACCAACAGAGUCAAGUUGCGGAGGGGCAGGGGCUCAAGUGGAAACAUGCCGGGAGCCGACUGACGGAGUGGGCCUAACACCCUGGCCUCCCACGGGGGAGAAUAGGAAAAGCAGGAAGGGACCCGGGGGGGGAGGGACGCGGGCAGGCACCAAGGGCUGGCGGACGAAGAAGCGGGGGGCAAACGCACAAGGUGUAGGGGCGUGGUACCAGGAGGCUGAGAGGGCAAUAGUGCGCGGACAGCUACCGCCAGACGGGGGGACAGAAAGGGGGAAAACGGGGGGAGGACAAAAGGGGCAUGGGGGCCAGGGGGGAGGGACUGGCGGCAGACAAAGGAGCGGCCGGGCGAGAGGCGAGUCGAGAACGCAAAGAGAGGGAAGGACGGGGAAGGGGGGAGGGGGCCACAUGGGGCUGGAGGGACCAAGAAACAGGCCCCAGGUGGGGGAGGAUGUGGGGGAAGGGAAGACGUCGUGCGCGGCCGGAAGGGGACAGAAGCUGAAAGCAGAGGGGGAUGGGGGGGGGGGCAAAGACCGCAGCUGGAACAAGCGAACCGGGGAACGGCCAAGCAGCAGGUGGGGGGCGGCACAAAAGGGGAUGGGAGGGAACAAGGGAAGAAACAAAGCGGGCGGGCGGCAGAACUCAAGCAACAGGCGGCAAGGGUGGGGGCACACCCCAGCCCGACAAGCGGGACUGGAAAGCAGGCUGACGAGCGACCGAAGGACUCCAAGUGGAAGACGGGCUGAAGGGAGGGGAGGCGGGGAAGACGCAAGCAACAACGGAAAGAGAAGAGAGUGGAGCGGUGAGCGUCACGACAAGUAUACGCAGGAAAAGGCAGGAGGGGACAGCGGGAGGCCUCAGGAGCACGAUGGGAAAAAGGGGGGGGGAGUAGCAUGGCGAGAGAGGGCGAGUCCGGGCAGGGAAGAUUGGGAAGUGGGGGGAAACAUCCAAAAGGUCCGAGGUGAGGACUCCGAAGCUUGGGCAGGAGGGCCGCAGAAGCGCCAAAACAGAGAAGGGCAAGACGGGCGGGGGAAACCAGAGGAGAGGCAUGCGGACAGAGCAACAAGGGGUAGGAAGAGCAGAAAGGGGGGAGGAGAGGGCCGGAAGCCACAACAGAGAAGGGGGCCAAGGGGAAGGAACAGCCGGAAAGGAAAUGAUGGCGAGGGCCCUUGUCUGGGGGGGGGACCGGUAUCAGCGUGGGAAUACGAUAGGAGCGAAGAGGGGUCAGCGCAGGCAGGGUGGGAGGGUUGGUUGAAUAGGGGGAGGGGCAGAAUUAACUGGCGAAAAACCGUAGAGAACGAGAUGCAACAUUUCAUAGGCCAACCAAUGGGAACCGACCGGCGUGGCCCGCAAGGUAGGGUCAGGGCGCAGACGGCAUGUGAAGGAAGGGUACAGAACAGCCGGGUGGGGCAGGGAGCGGGCAAGAAUAUGCCCCAGAGGGACCCAGGGGUCAAGCACAAGGCUGGCGUGGAAAAAGGGGGGGCGCAGGACGGGAGUGGACGGGGGGGGGGGGCGGGGAGAAGCAAAGGACGUGGCAAGGGGGGAAGGGCGACAGGAACGGGGUGCCAGCGCGGUCAAAGGGAGAGUGCGGAAGGACAAAGUAAUCCUCGGAGAAAGGCAGGCGGAGUAAAGGGACCGGGCAGGCCAACGGGGAGGGCGGAUGGGAUGGGACACCGGAUGGGCAGUGAGGAGGGGAGCGGGCGGGAACCGCGGCUGGGGGAGCCUGCAGGAGCCUACCAGAAACACGGGGUGUCUGGAAAUGGAAACUACACGGAACCUCCGGUGCAGAAGACGGGGAGACUAGUGCAGAAGGAUUUCAAUAUUGUCGAUAAAGCUGGUGGGAUUGGGACGACCGGUAUCCCUCUUAGAGGAGUUUAUGGUCCUCUUAUAUCAGCUAUUUCUGUAGAUCCUGACUUUGUACCCCCACCAGAACCUGUAAUAUCACCUUCAUCUGGUGGAAGUGGCAUAUCUGUAGGUGCAGUAGUUGGAAUUGUGGCUGGAGGAGUCUUCAUUAUAUUACUGAUUUUUGGUAUUCUUUGGAGGAGAGGCCUCCUAGGACAACAAAAUACUUUGGAGGAUGAUUUAAAGGGCGUGGACCUGCAAACUGGUAAAUUUAGCUUCAGGCAACUCAAAGAUGCCACAAACAACUUUGACAAAGCCAAUAAGAUUGGAGAAGGUGGAUUUGGUUCUGUUUACAAGGGCCUUCUAUCAGAUGGCACCGUAAUUGCUGUCAAGCAGCUUUCUUCCAAAUCAAAGCAAGGGAAUCGUGAAUUUGUGAAUGAGAUAGGCAUGAUUUCUGCUCUGCAACAUCAUCAUCUUGUCAAGCUUCACGGAUGCUGUAUUGAAGGAAAUCAACUAUUGCUUGUCUAUGAGUACAUGGAAAAUAAUAGCCUUGCUCGUGCUUUGUUUGGGGCAGAAGAAAGUCAGUUGAAGUUGGAUUGGCCAACAAGGCACAAGAUCUGUGUUGGUAUAGCUAGAGGUUUGGCUUACCUCCACGAGGAAUCAAGAUUGAAGGUCGUUCAUAGAGACAUCAAGGCUACUAAUAUGCUGCUUGAUAAAAUCUUACCCCAAAGAUAUCUGACUUUGGAUUGGCCAAGCUUGAUGAAGAGGAUAAUACACACAUUAGCACCCGUAUUGCUGGAACUUAGUGAGUCCCUUGGAUAUAUGGCGCCUGAAUAUGCAAUGCGGGGUUAUCUGACUGACAAAGCAGAUGUUUAUAGCUUUGGAAUUCUUGUAUUGGAAAUUGUUAGUGGGAGGAACAACACCACUUACAGAGGAAAGGAAAAAAGCUUUUAUCUUCUUGAUUGGGCACAACUACUAAAAGGGCAAGGGAAAUUGAUGGACCUAGUGGAUCCAAGGUUGGGCUCAGACUUCAACAAAGAAGAGAUGAUGCUUACAAUCAAUGUGGCUCUCCUCUGCUGCAAUGUCACUUCAACAGUUAGGCCUACCAUGUCUUCAGUUGUGAGCAUGCUUGAAGGCAGGGCUGCUGUUCAGGAAUUGGUCUCAGAUCCAAAUGCCUCAACUGAUGAGAUGGAAGAAAUGAGGAAACAUUUUGAACCCAGUUUCGGAAGGAAAACCGGUGAGAGCCAGACACAAACUGGGUCAACUGAAGGGCCUUGGACUGGUUCAUCUACAUCUGCUCAUGAUCUCUAUCCAGUCAAUCCUGAUUCAACUUACUGGGACAACAGAAGUGAGAGAAACUGA